This is a messenger RNA of Diaporthe batatas, 498 nucleotides long. RefSeq lists its product as uncharacterized. NCBI's taxonomy places the organism in Eukaryota, Fungi, Ascomycota, Sordariomycetes, Diaporthales, Diaporthaceae. The record is from RefSeq and is a predicted model, not a curated record. The transcript is spliced from 2 exons. Gene Ontology annotation, molecular function: 7S RNA binding. Gene Ontology annotation, cellular component: signal recognition particle, endoplasmic reticulum targeting. Gene Ontology annotation, biological process: SRP-dependent cotranslational protein targeting to membrane. The coding region runs from base 1 to 498 and encodes 165 amino acids.
AUGCCAUACAUACUUACGAGCCAGGAGUGGCUUGCCCAGUCCCGCCUCCUCAUCGAGGCCCGCCCAACAACAGCCCGCGUCACCACAAAAUACAACAUCAAGCCCGUGAAACCACGAGCGACAAAGGUCAAGAAGCAGGACGAUGGCGACGACACGCCCAUGACCGACGCCUCGGCGACGAGCAGGCCGCCGCGCGCGUCCUUGAUACUCAAGACCUACGACCCCCACUCGGGCGUCUGCCUCAAGUACAAGACGACCAAGGCCGCCGAGGUGUCGCGGCUCGUGCAGCUGCUGGGUGCCCUGGGCAGGAGGAUGGCGGCGCUGCCCGACGCGCCGGCGCCUGUCGUCGAGGAUGAGGCUGCCGCUGGGACUGCGACGCCGCCGGUCGGCCCCGCGGGCGGCGCGGCGGGAGGAGCUGGUCAGCCUGUCCAGCAGGCGCAGGCCGGGGCGGGAGGUGGUGGAGGUGGGAAGGGCAAGAAGAAGAAGGGCAAGCGGUGA